Messenger RNA from Callorhinchus milii (elephant shark), 5315 nucleotides. RefSeq names its product sodium-dependent phosphate transport protein 2A. Gene Ontology annotation, cellular component: vesicle; brush border; apical plasma membrane. The transcript is spliced from 13 exons. Lineage: Eukaryota; Metazoa; Chordata; Chondrichthyes; Chimaeriformes; Callorhinchidae. The record is from RefSeq and is a predicted model, not a curated record. Gene Ontology annotation, biological process: sodium-dependent phosphate transport; intracellular phosphate ion homeostasis. Gene Ontology annotation, molecular function: sodium:phosphate symporter activity. Bases 96 to 2084 code for a protein of 662 amino acids.
UAAUCAUAUUCUCCUGCACUGAAGGGAAUUGGGUCAGCAUGUGAAUGUGAGAGUUUAGCCGUGAAAACUCAUUACAAAAUCAGCUUUUUAAAGCAAUGGCUUCACAUCAUGGGGUUGGUCCAGCCAGCUCUGAGUCCCUAUCCCAGGCAUCUCGGGUCUCAAAUGGAGGUACACCUGAAUCCCCUCUUCCACCAUGUGCAAUCAUCAAAGGCAGAAAAUCCUACCCUAGCCAGGGGAUGAUAGGACCACACUCAGACCACACUGUUCUCUGCACAAGCUCAACCAUCAGUCUGGUGGAUAGUAUUGAUAAGUAUGAAAUUGACACACAUUCGUCCAAAUCAUGGAUCUUAUCCAAAGUGAACAUCACAACCAGGCCUUUUUGGAGAGAUCCAAAGAGAGCAAUAUGCAUUUUCUGUUUGGUGCUGAAGAUCUCCUUCCUGCUUUUCUUCCUCUACAUGUUUGUGUGCUCCCUUGUGAUUCUCAGUGAAGCCUUUCAGCUCGCAGGAGGUAAGGUGGCUGGUGACAUUUUUAAGGACAGUGCAAUCCUAUCCAAUCCUCUGGCUGGACUUGUGGUAGGAAUCCUUGUUACUGUCCUGGUCCAAAGCUCCAGUACCUCAACGUCCAUUAUUGUCAGCAUGGUAUCAUCAGGAAUAUUGAAAGUGAAUGCCGCAAUUCCCAUUAUCAUGGGAACCAACAUCGGGACGUCUAUAACUAGUACCAUUGUGGCACUGAUGCAGGCCGGAGACAGAAGUGAAUUCAAACGGGCGUUUGCUGGUGCUACUGUCCACGAUUGCUUCAAUUGGCUCUCAGUGCUGGUGCUGCUGCCCAUUGAGCUUGCCAGUGGUUUCUUAUACCGACUGACCUUUGUGGUUGUGAAGAGUUUCCAUCUCCAGACUGGGACAAAUACGCCAGACUUCCUCUCAAUCAUCACAGAUCCAUUCACUGACUACAUUAUACAGCUUGACAAGUCUGUCAUCACUGGUCUGGCACUAGGAGAUGAAAAUUUCAGGAAUAAGAGUCUUGUGAAGGUUUGGUGCGUAAAGAAGAGUCAGGGCGAGAGCGGCUCCUUGACCAACAGAACAUCUGAAGACGUUUUGAAAAAGUGUAACCAUUUGUUUGUGAAUAUGACUCUGCCAGAUCUGGCUGUGGGGCUGAUCUUGCUGGCUGUUUCGCUGGUGGUUCUUUGCACGUGUCUGGUGCUGAUCGUUAAGCUGCUUAACUCCAUGCUGAGGGGGCAUGUAGCCAAAGUUAUCAAAUGGUUGAUUAACACUGAUUUCCCAUACCCCUUCAGCUGGAUAUCGGGAUACAUCGCCAUGGUGGUGGGAGCUGGUAUGACCUUCAUUGUCCAAAGCAGCUCCGUGUUUACUUCAAUCAUCACUCCACUCAUUGGUAUUGGAGUGAUCGAUAUUGAGCGUGCCUAUCCUUUGACGUUGGGAUCCAAUAUAGGUACCACAACCACUGCUAUACUGUCAGCCUUGGCUAGCCAUGGUGACAAGUUAGAAAACUCCUUGCAGAUCGCUUUGUGCCAUUUCUUUUUCAACAUUGCUGGGAUAAUCCUGUGGUACCCAUUGCCACAAACCCGCUUCCCCAUUCGCAUGGCCAAGAUAUUGGGAGAGCGAACUUCCAGUUACCGCUGGUUUGCUGUACUGUAUCUGAUCUGCUGCUUCCUCCUGCUGCCCUCGCUUAUUUUUGGCCUCUCCAUGGCAGGUUGGCAGGUACUUGUGGGUGUUGGGACUCCUUUCGUAGUCAUGCUGAUUGCCAUCGGCAUCAUCAACAUCAUGCAAACUCGCAGUCCCAAUCGCCUGCCCAGGAAAUUCCAGAACUGGGACUUCCUACCUAUUUGGAUGCACUCACUGAAGCCCAUGGAUCGAGUGAUCACUAACGUUACCCUGUACUGUACAAACCAUUGCAGGUGCUCUGAGAAAACAGACCUAAAAGAGGUAAAUUGUCAGCAGGAGAGAUCUCCACAGCUGAAAGAGAAAGCUGUGUGUGACAAUGCAGCUGCUUGUUUAGAAGAGAUUCCUGUGGGAUCUUCCUCUCCCACAUUGAGCAAUGUGUCCCUCCCAAUUACCACCCAUCUAUAGGGAGGGUCAACAUUUACUCAUAGGAAAAAAUCUUGAGCUGUUUUUAACAUUUUCUAAAAGGUACAGAAAGAUUUUUUUCAGUUAUUUUCCAAACAGCACACAUGUAUCUCAGAAAAAGCAAGUGGUGUACAGCGAGGGCUAGUUUUCUUAAUAAAAAAUGUAUUAGAAUGGUAUUGUCAAUAAAAAAACAGAAUUACACCAUAACAGCUACUGUAUACAGAUCAAUAGUCAUACAGUCCAGACUGGGAAACAUAUAGAGCCCAUUGUUAAAGACAGAUUUGCUUAGAGGAAUUUAUAUGGCUUGGAGAUGUGUAUUGACUGGGAGUUGUACCCUACCAGCUGGGAGUUUAUGUCCCCCCAAAAAAUCUACACAUUAAAACCCUUUUUGUACGCUAAUAAAAAGUUUAGUUUUUUUUAACUUUUUCUAAAAUGUUGCAUCUUCCAGUAUUCUCCUUUCCUCCUCUUCCUCUCCUGAAGGUGAUGAAUUGUGCUGAGUUCAGUCUCAUGUGCACCAAUUGCCUAACAGUAUGUCAUCUAAAUUGCCUUUCUGUGUGUGCGAGUCCAGGCCAUUUAAUGUUGGGAAGCUAUUCAAAUGAGGGGUGUGGUGGGAAGUAUGAUCUGAUGAGAGAAAGUGCUCUGGGAUACUACCCUAUGUGAGGGGUGCUGUAUACGUGCAAAUUGUUGUUGUUUGCGGGGUGGGGGUGGUAUCACUUGAUGAGGACAGGAUUUUGCCUUCCCUUUCACAUCCAUCAGUGAUAAAUUCAGAUAAAGGACUUCUAUUGUUACCACAGCCAAGAUCAGCCAACUCAACGCAGAUCUUGAACAGAGGAUUGUUUUGGUCUAUAAUAAUAAUUAUCAUAACAAUAAUUCUUGCAUUAGGUAUAGCACCUUAUCACUUUGGAAGGAAGUCCCAAAGCACUUGUGUUUGCAUAUAAUGCAGUUUCACAGGAAGCAACUCAGUUAUUAUGUUCUUGAAAUGCUUAUUUUUUGUGCUGGUUUUAUUGUUAUUCUGACACCUUUACUUGUCAUGAUGACAUAAAAUGAGACCACUCAGCCUGCUGAGCCUGCAUUUUUUUAAAUUCUUAUUUCCUUAUUUUUUCUCCAUAAUCCUCUAUACGCUUACCACAGCUAACCACACCCCAAAAGUGGCAUAUACCUCAGGGAGAGUGAAUGGAGGAAUCCUUAGAAUCUCUCCUCUGCUAUGUUCCAAAGUCAAUUUCAUUAAGGAAAGAAGCUCUCAAAUAUAGGGUGUGUGGGGGGAGGUGGGGGGUGGGGGGAUCUGCAGUUUCAUAACAGAUUUCAUGUGAUAAUUGUCACAUGUGAAACAUUGUACUCCCACCCAGCCCCCAUGGUGCAUCCACCACACAGGAGUCUAAAUUGGAGUAGUUUGCAUCUUGUGAAAAAUGUUAAUGGGAAAAAUUGCUUAAUGUCCGCCUUUAAAACUGGAGUUUUUUUUUACAUAAAUCUGUCUAGUUCUAGAAGUCUAUGUGAAUGUAUUGUUUUAUUGUUUUGCAUUUUAUGUAGAUAACGGCAUUUAUUUAAAGUCUAUCUGUUGUCGUUUGUUUUGAUGCUGAUGUAGUGCAGCAAAAACAAUGAAUUUCUGUAGUUUGUGGGUCUGGUGCCAGACUACCCUGGAUUAGGUGCACGGGAUCGAACCAACAAGUGGCAGGGGGAAAACCAUGAAAGAGGGAUAUAGAUAGCCCAGGAGAGAGAGAUGUUUACUCUCCGACACUUUUUUCACACUUUGGCGACUUAAUGAAAUUGUCAACUUGCCUUCCAAUCUGACUGGACAGACCAAUUGAGAGUCACGAUUUACUGUUGGUGACUGUGGGUGGCAACUGUCAGCAGUGAGAAUUGGCAGUUGUGUGCGUGUCACCAGCGGUGAAUGUCUGGUGAGUGUUGAUGAUGGUGAGUAUCAUCAUUGAGUGUCUGCUGGCUAUCUACAACUAUUGGCAAGAGAUUUCAGCCAAGCUUGACCUCACAUGAUGUCCACAUUCACACAAAAUUCUGGAUAAUUUUGACCAUUUUCAAGUUCUAUUUGGUUUACUUCACAAAACAGCCAGCCCGAACCCUUUAUAUUUUGAAUACUGUAAAGUUGCCGGAGACUGAGACUUCAAAAUUGUAGCUCACUGGACCAAACAGCUCUUAUAUUUAACAUUAAACCUCACCAGCUUAACCUGUUGAUUUUGAUGAAAAAUGCUUCAAACUACCCUUAAUCAUACAUAAUGAACAAAGUUCAUAUCUUCUUAAAAAAGUGAAAGAGGAAAUAUCCAAAUAAGAACAAAAAGCUAUUGAUACUUAAUGAUACCAAGGUCCCCUGUGAUGGAGGUUAGAUCCAGAGUAAACUCCUUCAAUGUGGGUCCUCCCCCGAAUAUCUGAGUACCCCAACCCUAGAAUUGGAACUGAAUCUGUGUGGUUUCCCAUGUUUCACAGUAACUAUACAGACAUAGCCCCUUACCUCAGCUUCUCGGUCUGACGUGAAAUAUUGGCAUUAGUGACAGAAGAAAUUAAAUUGAGGGGAAAAAGCUCUUCAGAAAAACUGAUAUAUACUUUUAGAGAAUUUCAUGCUCACCAUGUUCUGGGAAAUAAAACAGUGCUAUUCCAGGGAUCCAAUAUUAAAACACUCCGGGGUUUUCUACAAAGGCCUUCUGUCUGGAUUAAUUGCAACUUUUAGAACUUACUGUAACAGCUGUGACUAAAGCAAUAGACGGAACAUUGAGAUAUUAGAUAAUUAGAAGCUUCUUAAAUAGUUUAUCAAUGUAUUGAAGGUGCUAAUAGCAGCAACGAGUUGUACAAACUAUUGAAAGUAACUUGUAUUCUUUUGGAGACAGAGAUACAGUCCGACCCCAUGGACUCAGUAUCCUAUGGGUUUGGAUAUAACGUGGAGCUGCAGUAUGCUGGAGUUAGGUGUCCUCUGUUUCUGGUACUACCUGACUGGCUUCCUAUAUACAGGGCCCUGACAAGCCCAGAAGUGCUGACAGGAGGCCGUAUUAUAAAGCAAUCCAUUGUAAUGUGGGUUCUCGUUUUAUCGACCCCCAUCUGCUGCAUUAUACCAGGGUCAGACUGUACGAAGUUUGUGAACUAGGUUUAUAUUUUGUCUUGAGGUUUCAUUGCUUAAAUAUGUAAGCAAUAAAUGGUGUAAAUAUGUAAAGGUUGGAUGAUGGAAUCACAGCUUGGAAUUAGGGGGAGACCCCCCACCCCGCCCACACGCAAUAAAGCCAUUAAAGCUGA